CUCUCUAAAUCUCAACAUUUUUAUAUAUACAACACACACGUUGAAACCAAUAAAAAUCUCUAUUGCAAAAAAAUACAGAAAAGAGUUCAAAAUGAAGAACACCCAUUUGCCUGAAGAAUCCAAGGAACCAAUCUCUCCGGGAUCUUCUCACCGGAAACAAAACAAGACAGCCACGAAAACAUGUUUGCCAGAGACAACGGUGUUGUCGGGACGUGAAAGGCUAAAGAGACAUAGAGAAGAAGUUGCCGGAAAAGUUCCUAUACCGGAUAGUUGGGGGAAAGAAGGAUUACUUAUGGGAUGGAUGGAUUUUUCGACCUUCGACGCAGCUUUUACGUCUAGUCAGAUUGUUUCUGCUCGAGCUGCGUUAAUGGCUGACGCCGGAGACGAUGCCGGAACUAGAGGAAGUAGGCCUCAACGCCUUCGAGUUGAGAGUUCUUGUUGAUUUCAUUGUCUUAGAGAAAUGUUUAUGCAAAUAAUACCUCUCGUCAUGAUUUUGAAUGUUUAUUAGAUACCUUAUCUUCACAUUGAUUUUGGAAUUUUGAACUAUUGAUACAAUUAUUCAAAGUUUCAUAUAGUACUUGUCUAAUUGAAUUGAUUUGUAAAUGGAAUUGCCGGUGAGACAAC
Molecule: messenger RNA, 624 nt
Organism: Arabidopsis lyrata subsp. lyrata
Lineage: Eukaryota; Viridiplantae; Streptophyta; Magnoliopsida; Brassicales; Brassicaceae
Product: protein BIC2
Exons: 1
Coding region: 92-442 (116 amino acids)
Biological process (GO): blue light signaling pathway
Source: RefSeq, a predicted model, not a curated record